CUGUUCUGCCGCCCCAAGCCUCCGCCCUUUUCCCACCCGCCCCGCGUACAAAGCCGCCCAUCCCGCGGUGCUGUCCUCACCGCCAGCGUCCCAGCUCGCCUAGCAUCUGCCGAGCCUCCAGGCCAAGGUUUCAACAGACCUCGCCAACAUGCCAUCUCAAAUGGAACAUGCCAUGGAAACCAUAAUGUUUACAUUUCACAAAUAUGCAGGAGAUAAAGGCUACUUAAUAAAGGAGGACCUGAGGAUCCUCAUGGAUAAGGAGUUCCCUGGAUUUUUGGAAAAUCAAAAAGACCCUCUGGCUGUGGACAAAAUAAUGAAAGACCUGGAUCAGUGCCGAGAUGGCAAAGUGGGCUUCCAGAGCUUCUUUUCACUAAUUGCAGGCCUCACCAUUGCAUGCAAUGACUAUUUUGUAGUACAUAUGAAACAGAAGGGAAAGAAGUAAGCAGAUUCCCAUAAUUACUCCUGCCCUAAUAAGAGUUCUCCCAGAGGGUCACUUAAGGGAUCUGCCCCACAGCUUCUCCUUGUAUCAAGAUUUCACAAACAGCCCAGGACCCUUAGGAAAUAUGCAGAUAAUAUCCAACUCCCAUUUGGCAAGCUGAGAAAGAAAAGUUAAUUAAGUGCCACAUAAGAUUUUGAUUUUUUUUAUAUUGUUUGCACCCUUUUGCCCUCAAUAAAUAAAAUCCUUUUUUAUU
Molecule: messenger RNA, 692 nt
Organism: Castor canadensis (American beaver)
Lineage: Eukaryota; Metazoa; Chordata; Mammalia; Rodentia; Castoridae
Gene: S100a10
Product: S100 calcium binding protein A10
Cellular component (GO): cytoplasm
Molecular function (GO): calcium-dependent protein binding; calcium ion binding
Source: RefSeq, a predicted model, not a curated record